UUCGAAUACCAGGAAGCGUGCUACGGAAAGUAACUUGGGUCAAAACACACGCAAGUAAACACGCUGUUGGCCGAGUCUCUCGUGAAUUGGAGGAGUAACUGUACCGUGGAGUCACAGUCGUUCACCAGGAGUGAUGAGAGUCUUAAUUGGUGGAGGAACAGGGUUUGUGGGACGAGAACUCUCUAAACUGCUCAAGAAUAAGGGUCAUGAAGUCACGGUCAUUUCACGACAACCAGGACCUGGGAAAAUAACAUGGGCAGAACUGGAGUCUGGUGGUUUACCACCAUGUGACGGGGCAGUCAAUUUGGCAGGGGAGAAUAUCAUGAACCCUCUGCGCUGGUGGAAUGACAGCUAUAAAAAAGACCUGUUUUCCAGCCGAGUUGACACUACUAGAACUUUGGCCCAAGCUAUUGCAUCCUCUCCCUCUCCACCCCAUAGCUGGGUUCUUGUCUCAGGUGUAGCUUGCUACAGACCCAGCAUUGUAAACCAGUAUACAGAGGAGAGUGACUGGACGCCCUUUGACCUCCUGUCAGGACUGGUGAAAGAGUGGGAGGGUGCAGCAAAACUGCCUGACGACAUCGCAAAGACAACUAGACAAGUGGUUGUUAGACCAGGUGCGGUACUGGGCCGUGACGGCGGGGCCAUGAAGCAGAUGUUGACCCCUUUCUGGUUUGGCCUGGGAGGGCCCCUGGGCUCUGGGCGCCAGCCCUUCCCCUGGAUCCACGUCUCGGACCUGGCUGGCAUCAUCGCCCAUGCUCUGGAACCCGCCACUCCGCUGCCCUCCGACCAGCAGGUGGUGCUCAACGGCGUUGCGCCCACACAGGCCACUAACUAUGAGUUCACCAAGCAGCUGGGCAGCAUCAUGCGGAGGCCCACCAUCAUCCCCGUCCCCGGGUUUGCCUUGGACGUUCUGCUCGGCACCGAGCGGGCGGUUAUCCUCACACAAGGGCAAAAGGUCGUGCCUAAAAGGACCCUGGAGGCCGGCUUUCAGUUUCAGUACCCAGACCUCAACAGUGCCCUGCGGGAGAUUGUGGGGGUUUAAAAAUGGACGCGGAAACACUGAUCCCUUAUUCAUUCACAGGAUUUUUGAAAAGGGAAUGUUAAUAAUGUUUAUAAAUUUCUUGUCACGUUUAGUCAAAUAAAUCCUAACACGU
Messenger RNA from Sardina pilchardus (European sardine), 1154 nucleotides. It is a transcript of the gene sdr39u1, whose product is annotated as short chain dehydrogenase/reductase family 39U, member 1. The transcript is spliced from 6 exons. Lineage: Eukaryota; Metazoa; Chordata; Actinopteri; Clupeiformes; Clupeidae. The coding region runs from base 134 to 1042 and encodes 302 amino acids. The record is from RefSeq and is a predicted model, not a curated record.